This is a messenger RNA of Lampris incognitus (smalleye Pacific opah), 1869 nucleotides long. It is a transcript of the gene hgfac, whose product is annotated as hepatocyte growth factor activator. Gene Ontology annotation, molecular function: serine-type endopeptidase activity. The transcript has 15 exons. Gene Ontology annotation, cellular component: extracellular region. NCBI's taxonomy places the organism in Eukaryota, Metazoa, Chordata, Actinopteri, Lampriformes, Lampridae. Gene Ontology annotation, biological process: zymogen activation; blood coagulation. The record is from RefSeq and is a predicted model, not a curated record. Bases 1 to 1869 code for a protein of 622 amino acids.
AUGGCGCGCUGCACGGCGGCACGCGUGGUGUUGCUUCUCCUGCCCUGCGUGCUCACCGCGCGGACGAGACCGAGCCUCCCUGGAUACGAGACAGCCAGCGCGCGAGACGCAGGCACGGGCGCGCGCAAAGUUCUCACGACCCAUGGCCAUGAAUGCAAAUUCCCAUUCCGUCAAGGUGGAAGGAUUCAUCACCACUGCAUCACCAUCGGCUCCUCCAGACCUUGGUGCUCCCUAACACACAAUUUUGAUCGAGAUGUGCAGUGGGGCUUCUGCACAACCGAGGUCACCCGACCCAACGUGUUUGUCCACACGUCUAGAAGGAUCACGGAUCCGUGCCAGGGGAACCCAUGCCAAAAUGGCGGCAUCUGCACUCUGGUCCCACACCUACGCACGUUUGAAUGCACCUGCCCGGAGAGCUUCACCGGGAAGCAGUGUGAGCAAAGGAAGUGCUAUGAAACGCUACACCUGCGGUACUACGACACGGGAGAGUCCUGGGGGAGGAUCCAUUGGCGGAACGUGGAGCGGUGCACAUGCGUGGCGGGGGAAACCGUGUGUGAGAGAGUCCGCUACACAGUGUGCCGUAUGAACCCCUGUGAGAAUGAAGGAACGUGCCGUCUGAUCACAGACACCGGUGAGGAGGUGUGCAACUGCAGGCUUGGCUACAGAGGACCUCACUGCAGCUUUGAGGCUAAGACGGCGUGCUAUAGCAGCCGAGGCGCAGAUUAUCGCGGGUUGGUGGGGACCACGGAGACGGGCGCCCGCUGCCUCCCGUGGAACUCGGACCUGCUCCUCAAUGAGCUGCACGUGGGCACGGUGGUUGCCGCCCCCCUCAGGGGCCUGGGGGAUCACGCUUACUGCAGAAACCCAGAUCAGGACAGGAAGCCAUGGUGUUACACCCUAAGUCACGGCGCCAUCUCCUGGGAGUACUGCGACGUCCCGGCCUGUGUGAAGUCUGAGUGGCAGAAAUCUGACCAACUGACUUUUUACUCUCGGAGAAAAAUGCCUUUUAUUGUCACUCCUACCACCAAAAAACCCAAGCCUGCCAAGCCCAAGAAAAAGCCCGUGUGCGGGACGAGGCACAAGAAGCGGUUGUCGAUCCCCAGAGCCCGCAUCAUGGGUGGCAACACGGCCCUGCCUGGUACUCACCCCUGGAUGGCAGCCAUUUACAUCAGAGAGAGCGAGUUCUGCGCCGGCACCCUGAUCUCCUCGUGCUGGGUCGUCUCGGCUGGACACUGCUUUUCACGCAGUCCUCGGAAGUCCACCAUCCGCGUGGUGUUUGGCCAGCAGCAUUUCAACGUCACCGGUCCAAACACCAAAACCUUCGGUGUGGAGGACUACAUCUUCCCCAAGAAGUUCUCGGUGUUUAAUCCCAUGCUGCACGACAUCGUUCUGGUCAAACUGAAGAGGGAGGAUGGCCGCUGUGUGAGGAGAACCCCGUUCAUACGGCCCAUCUGUCUCCCCGACAAAGACAUGACCUUCCCCGACCACUACUGCUGCGCCAUCAGCGGCUGGGGACACACGCAUGAGAAGGCGAAUGGAUACUCCACCCUCCAGGAGGCCGGGGUGAGACUGGUUCCCCACUCGACGUGUACAAAACCAGAGGUCUAUGGCAACCACGUCACCUCUGAUAUGAUCUGCGCUGGGUCCAGCCAGUGUGCAGAUGCAUGCCAGGGUGACUCGGGGGGCCCCCUGGCCUGUGCGAAAGGUGAUGUCAGCUUCCUGUACGGGAUCAUCAGCUGGGGAGAGGGCUGCGGCCGCGUUGGUAAACCCGGCGUCUACACCAAAGUAGGGAACUACAUCGACUGGAUUAAUUCAGUCGUAAAACCCAAGCGCAAGUUUCCAAGAUGGGACAAUCACCUUCAAAUAUAA